AUGGCGCAAGUCACUUCAGCCUCGCGAGCUGGUCGUAUUCGGGAAGAGGAGUGGGAGAGGCACCGCGGCUACAUUCAAUUCCUUUACCUUGAUUUGAAACUGGACCUACAGAAGGUCAUGGAAAUGUUGAAAAGCAAACACGGCUUCUGCGCAACGGAUAAGCAAUACAAGAGGCAGUUUGCAAAAUGGGAUCUUCGGAAAAACAUCACAUCGAAAGAAAUGAAUGCCUUACUCAAUGAUCAAACAGCGAGCCAUAUCGUUCGGGGAUCCCCCGUCCCCCUUCACAAGAUCAACCGAUAUGCUCGCCGGCAUGGUUUGAAGCCGGCCACUCGACACUGUAGCCCGAGCUUGAACCCAAACGCAAUAGCCUCUGCCCCUGGCGCCGAAUCGUCAGGUCCCAAAUUUUUCCAGCGCCUUCAUUGCCAGAAGGAGUUGGUCGUCGAACUGGAAAAACCCAGCCCUUCCCAGCGCCGUCUCUCAGCGUUUGCAAAGGUACAGGCCUUCAGCCACCAGAGGCUUAUAAUAGCCUGCAAAUUUCUUGACGCUAUCCAGCACCGAAAGAUACCAGUGUCGGAAGGGCCUCUCCUGUCUUUGGACAGCUUCUUGGACCGACGUGUGAUACUCUUCACGGCUUUGAAAUUUGCAAAGCAAUACUUAGAAGGCUGGCAAGAGUAUGACUGGACAACGGAUUAUAGUUUGGAUUUAUUGCUGGAGCCUGAGUUUUCGGACAAGGUUGCCACGCUAGAGAGGAAGCUUGGGAAUCUCAACACGAUCGACAAGAACUUUGAUCCGGAUGAACCCUCGGUCCCGGAAUACUUCUCCACUUGCUUUGAUUACAGUGGGUACGUUAUUGUCACUUCAACACCACGAGAACUGUAG
Molecule: messenger RNA, 879 nt
Organism: Rhinocladiella mackenziei CBS 650.93
Lineage: Eukaryota; Fungi; Ascomycota; Eurotiomycetes; Chaetothyriales; Herpotrichiellaceae
Exons: 3
Coding region: 1-879 (292 amino acids)
Source: RefSeq, a predicted model, not a curated record